This is a messenger RNA of Phanerochaete carnosa HHB-10118-sp, 1611 nucleotides long. RefSeq lists its product as uncharacterized. NCBI's taxonomy places the organism in Eukaryota, Fungi, Basidiomycota, Agaricomycetes, Polyporales, Phanerochaetaceae. Gene Ontology annotation, molecular function: ATP binding; RNA helicase activity; RNA binding. The record is from RefSeq and is a predicted model, not a curated record. The transcript has 7 exons. Bases 88 to 1278 code for a protein of 396 amino acids.
CGAUCACAGCCAACUCGCACAUCGCUCAAUACCCCCAGUCGACUAGUAGUCGACCCUCAAAAAGGAUCUUAAUAAGAAGAAUCCAAUAUGGCGACAGAACAACUCCAGGAUGUUCAGGAGAGCGAGAUUGAGUCCAACUGGGACCAGAUCGUUGAUAACUUCGAUAACAUGGAGCUAAAGCCUGAUCUGCUUCGCGGUAUUUACGCCUACGGUUUCGAACGCCCUUCUGCUAUUCAGCAGCGCGCCAUCGUCCCUGUCAUCAAGGGUCACGACGUUAUUGCCCAGGCCCAGUCUGGUACCGGCAAGACUGCCACCUUCUCCAUCUCUAUCCUGCAGCAGAUUGACCCGACCGUCAAGGGCUGCCAGGCCCUCAUUCUUGCACCCACUCGUGAGCUUGCUCAGCAGAUCCAGAAAGUCGUUAUUGCUCUCGGCGACUACAUGAAUGUUGAGUGUCAUGCCUGUGUUGGCGGCACCAAUGUCCGUGAGGAUAUGGCCAAGCUCCAGGAGGGCGCCCAAGUCGUUGUCGGUACUCCCGGUCGUGUCUUCGACAUGAUCAACCGCCGUGCUCUCCGCGCGGACACUAUCAAACUCUUUUGUCUCGACGAAGCCGACGAGAUGCUGUCCCGUGGUUUCAAGGACCAAAUCUACGAAGUCUUCCAGCUCCUUCCUCAAGAUACUCAGGUCGUCCUCCUCUCUGCCACGAUGCCCGCAGACGUCUUGGAGGUCACCAAGAAGUUCAUGCGCGAACCUAUUCGCAUUCUCGUCAAGCGUGACGAGCUAACCCUCGAGGGUAUCAAGCAGUUCUACAUCGCUGUGGAGAAGGAGGAGUGGAAGCUCGACACCCUCUGCGAUCUUUAUGAGACUGUUACCAUCACCCAGGCUGUCAUCUUCUGCAACACUCGCCGGAAGGUAGACUGGCUGACUGAGAAGAUGCACGCUCGCGAGUUUACCGUUUCGGCUAUGCACGGCGACAUGGAGCAGAAGCAGCGUGAGGUCCUGAUGAAGGAAUUCCGUUCGGGAUCUUCUCGUGUCCUCAUCACUACCGAUCUGCUUGCCCGUGGUAUUGAUGUCCAGCAAGUUUCCCUUGUCAUCAACUACGAUCUGCCAACGAAUCGCGAGAACUACAUCCACCGUAUCGGUCGUGGUGGUCGUUUUGGCCGUAAGGGUGUUGCGAUCAAUUUCGUCACCACUGAAGACGUCCGCAUGCUCCGUGACAUUGAACAGUUCUACAACACACAGAUUGACGAGAUGCCCCUCAACGUCGCCGACUUGAUUUAGACGAUUUAUAUCCUACGCUACGCCCGCAUAUUGCAAGCCACCGGUUGCACCACGAAACUGAUACGAAUUCAGGCGGAUCAUCUUUAUCUCUCGCUUGGCCCUUGACACACAAUCUGCAUCUCGUUCUCACUCCACGCUAUAUAUCUGCCACGACAGGGUUCAAUCACGCUUUCUCUGUUCCUUACUUAGGCCUGCCUCAUCGUCCGUUCUGUCUACUGUUUAUUCUCGCGCUUCCGUCAUUCUUCGACUGUCCCCCCAAAAGUGUAGUGCAGCAUGUACUAUGAGAAUUAUGCCUUUGUCGUUAGUAGAUGUCUUACUAUCAUCAUGUUCUCG